Messenger RNA from Phascolarctos cinereus (koala), 2507 nucleotides. Lineage: Eukaryota; Metazoa; Chordata; Mammalia; Diprotodontia; Phascolarctidae. The record is from RefSeq and is a predicted model, not a curated record.
CUGAGCUCCCAUUUCCAUAUAGGGAGGAUGCAGUGAGGUCCUAAUCCUUAGCCCCCCAGGGUGCCUGGUGUGUGUGUGUGUGUGUGCGUGUGUGUGUGUGUGUGUGUGUGUGUGUGUGUGUGUGCGCGCGCACGCACUCACAAAACUCCAGGCUUUACAGAGUCCUAGGAGCAAACAGGGAACAUGUCAGUGCCUUGGGAAGAAUAUUUCCAGAUGGUCUUGGAAGAAAAGCUGCUGGCAGAGAAGCCCCCGGCGCAUGAGGAUGACUAUAUCAGCCACGCUACCCAACUGCUAGAGAAGAAGCAGGAGAUGGUAGAGGUGGAGGAGGCCCUGCAGGCCAAGAAGGAGGAGUUCCAGAUAAAGAUGUCAGCUCUGAAGCAGCGAAGGGAGGCCCUGGACCAAAAGGAGGAUGAUCUGAAGGCAUCCAUGGUCCGCUUUGACAAGUUCCUGAAGGACACAGAGGCUAAGCAGAGUCGGUCCCUGCGCCGCGCAGAGGAAGGGAGGCAGACCGCUGCCCAGAAGGAGGCUGAGGCCAUGGCACUGAAGAAGGAAUUGGAGGGGCUCAUUAAGAAAAAGGAGCAGCUGGAGCGAAGACUGCACAAAUACAGACCCUUCGCCCGGUACCUGGAGCAGGUGGUGGCCCAGUCAGAGGAGUUUCAGGAGAUCCCCGAGCUGAUGGCCCGGUUCAGUGGGCUGUCUGAAACACAUGCCAUCCUGGCUGAGCGGGAGCAGGCUUUGCACAAGGCUGUGGAGGAUGCCAGGGCCGAGCUGCUCAAACUGGUGGAAGAAAAGAACGAUGAGAUACUUCAUCAGAAUAACAAGCUGGCCGACCUGCAGCUUCAGCUGGAGGAUGUCAGGACUCAGGCCCUGCAAUGGGUGAAUAAACUGAAAGGCAGCGUGAUGGCUACGGUCACAGUGACCAGGGCUCAGAGGGAACACCCAAUCUGGUCUCCUGGUGCCGAGUCUAGUGUUCUUUACCAUCUUCAUUUUACAGAGAAGGAAACUGAGGCACAGUGUGGUGAGCUUGGCCAUGGUGUCAGAGAAACUAGGACUCACAGCAGUCACUCAGACUCAGGACUCUUGACUACAAGUCCAGUGUUCUUUUUACCACACUGUUCAGUGAUCUCCAAUGUUAUCUCUGGGAUCAAAUAUGAAAGCUUCCAUUUGGCAUUUAAAGCACAAGUCACUACCUGGCUCCAACCUGUCCUAUGAUCUGUUACUCCCCUUUAUAUACACUAUGGUCAAUUAAUCCAUCCAAUAAACAUUUAUUAAGUGCCUACAUAAGGCACUAGGGAUGCAAAGGCAGAAAGGCAACAGGUUUCUGCCCUCAAGUUUAUAUUCUAUCAGAGGAGGCAACAACCAAGCUGUUUCCUACUGUUAUCUCCCACCUCUGUACCUUUGCAUUGGCUCUGCACCGGGCGUGGAAAGCACUCCCUCCUCACCUCUGCUUCUUCAGCUCUUGGCUUCCUUCAAGACCUAAUUGAAACUCUACAUUUUACAUAAGAGACCUUCCUCAUCCCCUCAGCUGCUGGUAUCUCCCCAUAAAAUCACUCUCAUCUGUCUGUCCCUCCUCAGUGCCCAGCACAGUGCCUGGCACACAGCGGGCACUUAAUAAAUGCUUGUUGAUUGACUGAUAUGUUAGUAGGUCAUCUAGGGCUUGGAAACAAUCUUAACAGUCAUCCUGCCCAACAAGGCAUGUGCUGAUGAAUAUUUAACAACCGACUCUCUGAGGUGGGAAAACCGCAUGCCGGGCACACUUUUAAGUUCAAUCGGCAUCACUAACAUUCUUUAUGUCACUUUCUUAAGUCUAGACAAUAAAACAAUGAAUCGAGAUCUGAUUUGUAGCCUUUGCUGAUUUCUGAGCUGACAAUUUAACAAUCGGCUCUCCCUUCCCAUUGAAGCCGGCUCUGGCAUACCUCUGAAUCCAAUCUAUGGUAAUGAGGAAUCUCUCCAUCAUCCUUCUAAGGAGCCAUGGGUGGGGGGAGCUUCCUACCUUUUAAAGCAGUUUAUCCCAUUGUUAAAAGGCCCAUCAGGAAAUUCUUUAUAUUCGAUUAAAAUCCAUCUUCCUCUUCCACCCACUGGUUUUAGUUUUGUCCUCUAGGACUCAGGGUCUGUUAUUUCAACAAUAACCAUAUUGUCCCCAAGUCUCCCCUUUCGGCUAAAGGACUGAUUCUUACUGACGCUGAUGGGAGGGCUAAUAUUUCUCUUCUCAGCUGCUUCGGGGGGGAGGCUGACUAGUCUCCAGGGAUUUCCUCCAGCCUACGAUCCAAAAGUUGAAGGCUAACGUGUGUGGGGGGUUGGGGACCUUUGUGAGUUGGGGUUCAGGGUUAUGUAAAUUGAGGGCUAGGGCCAAUAAAGAUGGACAGGGGUUUUGCCCGCCAUGGCCCUCUGCAGCUGAGCUCUUCUUCCCUUGGGUGUCUCUAGGAGUCAAGAUGGGUCCACAUCCAGAACACAGCAGCCCAGAAGACCCUGCUUCUUGGGCAGAUCAAGAUGGCAGCUCUCAACCU